Messenger RNA from Penicillium lagena, 1833 nucleotides. RefSeq lists its product as uncharacterized. The coding region runs from base 1 to 1833 and encodes 610 amino acids. The transcript has 2 exons. The record is from RefSeq and is a predicted model, not a curated record. Lineage: Eukaryota; Fungi; Ascomycota; Eurotiomycetes; Eurotiales; Aspergillaceae.
AUGAGCCAGUUCCAAUUAUUUCCGCCUCCCACGCCAGAGGUGAAGCUGAACAAGAACCCGUUUCGCAGACCAAAUCUGAACAAAACGGCGGGAGCGCCGCUAAAAAUAAUCGAGGAUACUCAGGGCUCGAAGACAACUACGAACGUCGGGCGAUCUACGCCGGAGCCAUCGCAUGGGUCUGUAUCUCCUCAAACACCGAAAAGCCAAGGUCGCCGAGCAAAUACACAGCGGCAGCAUGAUAGCCCUAGUACCGUCAGCAGCAGCACCAGGACCACCGCUACGCCGGCUACCUCACCACAGUCCUCGCAGUCCUCGAUGUCGCCGGUCCCAAUACGAUCCAUGUUCCCACAGUUCGAUCCCCAGCUGGCCAAGACUCGGCCCUCAAGGGCUACGCACAAGCCAGAAAAGCUCACUCUCAAUACGACUUCCGAUAUCGAUCAAUUCCUAGGACCGAAGACCGUACCGGCGAGCCUGCUCAACUUUCCAACCGAUGCGCUGGACCCAGAAGAGAUUCGAUAUUCGUCUACCUCGGAACUGGGGAUAUUGUGGGAGACUGCCAAUGGGCAACGGCCACCGGAGCUCUGUGGGACAUUCAGUUUGCGCAUGACGAAAACCGACCCGGCAACAUUUACUUUUGGGCAUUCACAACAGCCAUUCUAUACUCUUCAAACAUACUCAACAAACGAAAUCGCGCUGUCACGGGGAGACCCAUCAAAACCGAACAGCAAUGUCCCAAUCAUGAUGCUAAACCUGGAAGAGCGCAGCCGGCGCGACCAUCCACACGACGGACUCGUCGCCCUCCUCUUCUCCAGACUAGCAGCCAUGCUCGCCAUCGAACAAGCCGAAGAAAUCUGCAAAGAGCACCACCUCUCACCCACUGAGGCAGCGGAGGUAGAAGCCAAUGCGCUCAAGCGCGCCGCCGCCCAAGAAUCAUGCCGACUAUCCUGGAACCGGCACAGCCGGCUGUACGAGCUUCGGCACCCCUCGCUCUCAAAGCGGAACCCGCCCGCCCUCGUCGGCGCAGCGGGGAUCCCACUGUCGCCCGUCCGAUCUCAGUCCUCGGGGCUGCUUCAUAUCGCCGUCUCUGCACCGUCCAGCGAUGCUGAGCCUCAUCAGCCACCCACUAUCAUCGUCACGGGGCCAGUUUCGUCAACGGCCAUGGAAGCAGCGCAGCAAGCUGCCGAUCCGCGCACGUCAACACUACCAGUCACAGACUCGGAUGAGCCGCUUGCGGCACUGGAUUUCGGCACCAAGACUCUCUCCAUCUGUCCCGCGGCUGUCAUUGCCACGAUCCCGUCGUUGUACGCGAUCGACUCACUCAUCGCGGCGAUGAUGGCCGUUGCCGUCUCCGACGAAGCGACGAACCCUAUUUUGGCGGAUAUGUCCAUCGGCUCGCCGUCCUUGCACCCGCGUUCCUCUCAACAUGACUCCGCUACGCGCACAAUGCCGUUCCGAGGCAAACUGGUUACUACCAUCGCGGAGCGCGAAGACGCAGAAGAGAGUCUGCAGCUUGCAGAGCGGAUCGAGUCCGCGCAGACAAUGAGAGAUCCCAAGAAACGGGGGCUCUUUAGGUUCUGGGGUCGUUCGUGGUCUACGACACAGAAAAAGAAGAAGAAUCAGCCGGUUGUGGAGGAAUUCGAUCUGGAGAAGUAUGGCCGUUAUGCCCCUGGCUCGGCGCGCGAGGGAGAGAAGUUACCGGGUGUCACUCGCAGCGGGCUGCGGGUAUUGUUCUGGGGUUUGGAGCUAGUGGUCAAGGCGUUAACAAUGGUGGUGAAGAUCUUGGCGUGGUUGCUGGUGAAUUCGACGCGGUGCGUCACGAGUGAGAAGUUCUGA